AAAGUGAACGAAUAGGUUAUUGACACAAAUCCAAUUGUUUUAGUUGAAAAAGUGAUUAAAGUUUGAUGGAUGAGACAAAGAAAAUUAUGAAAAUGAACGUGUUUAAAGCUUAAAAUUCAUAAAUAUAAGCAUCAAUUCGAGAUUAUCGGAAUCAAUUCAUUAAAUAAACUACAAGAUUAAUAAAGUUUCGUACAAUAAAUCGCAAAGAAAAAUGGUUCGAGGGCGUAAACCGCGAGUUCAAAAAGCCAGUACCACAUCACCAUCAAAGAAGCUUCCGACAAAUAGUUUGCUCGUCAAUGCAUUGUUUGAGGCACACGAUAGUGCAUUUAGUAGUCCGAAACGAAAAGAGUCAAAGAUUGAUGGCGUACUGAUGGAAAAUGGCGCUGGCAAGAUUGUAAAUGGAAAAGUUAAGCCAUUUCGUCCAGCAACACGUUCAACAAGAAAGAUUAAUGAAUAUUUUGCCAAAUUACCAGCAAAUGGAUUGAUUCGCGUUCAAAAUGGACAUUCAUCACCGCAUUCACAUUCAGAUGAUAGCUGUGACUCGAUACAGCUCGACUCAAGUUGUGAGAUUGUUGAACAUAUAACAGAAAAUGUUCCACCAAAUAAUAUCGAGGAUCAUGCAAUACAAUUAAAGCAACAGAAAUUAUCGUCAAAUGGACCUAUUUUAAUGCCCGAAGCUCAAUUAGCAAAUUCAAAUUUAUUUUUACAAGAGCCAGUGUUAAAGCUUCAAUUUGAAAAAAGCGAAGCAGUCAGUAAUGUUACAGCAACUACAGCAACCAUAAAGACAUCAUUCUUAUCAACUGAAAUCAACACAAAGUUUCAAACUCUGCCACCAACUGAAUAUAUCAAUAAAGUACUCAAUGUAAAUGGAUCUCACGAUGAUAAUAACGAAAUCGUUUCAGAUGAGCAUAAACUAGCAUUCUUACUUAAUUCAGACAGUAAUUCCAGUGACUCUGGUGUCGUUAUAAAUGGUGAUUCCGAUGGUCCUGAUAAUUUAUUAAAAUCACCACUUCAUCUGACUGGAAAGCGUCGUAAACCAACAACGCCACAUCGAAUGAUUUUAUGUCCAUCAACUAUCAACGUUGCACCAAUUGUUGUUCAUCAUAAUAAUCAUAAUACUACUAAUAAUAAUAAUAAUAAGCAAGAUGCUGAAAUUAUUCAACCGGCAAGAACAAAAAGUCGCGCAAAGACAAAACUUCCAUUAUCAAGUCAAGAUGUUGUUCAUCAAGAUCACGAUUAUGACAUUAAGAAGCCUCAAGAGGCAAAACCAGUAAAGACUGCACCACCAACAGAUAACAAUAAGAAAGUCACAGAGUUCUUCACAGUUCGUCGGAGUGUACGAAAGACAAAGAAGGAAGUACAGGCUGAGCGUAUGAGGAAUAUUGAGCAGGCUAUUUUUGAAGAGAGGGAGGAAGGAUUGGCAGUUAAAGAAUUUCCAUGUAAAGGUCGCGGAAUCGUCACAACAAGACCAUUUCAACGAGGCGAGUUUGUAAUUGAAUAUAUUGGCGAUCUCAUAUCCAUGGCUGAAGCUAAUAGACGUGAGAAAAAGUAUGCAGCAGAUGAUAAUACGGGUUGUUAUAUGUACUAUUUCAAACACAAUGAUCAACAAUACUGUAUUGAUGCAACAAGAGAGACUGGAAAGCUAGGCCGUUUAGUAAAUCAUUCCCGCAAUGGAAAUCUGAUCACAAAGACCGUGAUGAUUGGAAAGGAUCCACAUUUAGUUCUAAUAGCAAAAGAUGAUCUCCCUUCUGGAGUCGAGCUAACAUAUGACUAUGGCGAUAGAUCAAAGGAAUCGCUCAUACAUCACCCAUGGCUUGCGUUUUAAUGUUUUAUUUCAAUGAAUUGGGAAACAAAGUUUAAAAUUCAUAGAACAGAAAUUUUUUAACGCUUAAUUUUUUUUCCAUAUCUUAAUCCUUUUUAUUUUUUCGUUUUCUUCAUCGUUUUAAGAUGCAUAGAAAUACUAUAAAGCUUAUUAAUUAUGUAGAUGUUAAAAAAUUAUAUUUUCGGACUUUAUUAAAUUUAAUUCAACAGAGUUUUUGUGAUUUUUGAGGGAUAAAUUGAGAAUCAUAAGUGCAUAUCAAUUUAGAAAAUGUGCCAAAAGUCAAUUCAGCAAUGAUAAUUAUUAAUCGAAUCCAAAAAUGCCCAGUUAAAGAUAUUUAAGCAAGCAGCUAAUUAAAAUUCCCGGAACUGAAUUUGAUGAUUUUUUUUUGAAUUAAUCAAUUGAAGCUAUAGAAUACUAAUUAUCUGCAUGCUCAAAUCGAGUUAUUGUAAAUUCAAUUUUAUGAA
Molecule: messenger RNA, 2286 nt
Organism: Chironomus riparius
Lineage: Eukaryota; Metazoa; Arthropoda; Insecta; Diptera; Chironomidae
Source: the annotation of a GenBank genome assembly